Chlorocebus sabaeus (green monkey) is the source of this 2256-nucleotide messenger RNA. RefSeq names its product calmodulin like 3 (gene CALML3). Gene Ontology annotation, molecular function: calcium ion binding. Gene Ontology annotation, cellular component: myosin II complex. The record is from RefSeq and is a predicted model, not a curated record. NCBI's taxonomy places the organism in Eukaryota, Metazoa, Chordata, Mammalia, Primates, Cercopithecidae.
CUGGGGCACUGCGGACCAGACCAUGAAGUGGGACUUCCUGACUGAGCCCUUCAAGGGCUCCUUUGUCUCUCCUCUUCGUCCCCUCCCUCACGGGCCUGCAGCCCCACUGACCAUCUGCCAGCCCUUGGCCCCGCCAUGCCCACUACAGCCUAGACGGCUGCUUCUCAGCAGAGGGUCUGUCCUUGACCAGGCCGAAAGGUGACCUCGGGGUCCUGUCCAUCACCACCUUGUAUGUCUGUCAGCAUUUAUCAAUAAUCCCUAGUUACCUUGUUUGCAUUCCUCGAUUAGUUUACCUGCGAACUAGCUGUCUUGCUAGUUAACUUCACGAGAACUGGGGCUGGCUUGCCGGUCCCACUGUGUUCCCAGCUUCCAGAGUGACACUGCACAUAGUAGGCACUCAGUAAAUAUCUGUGAAAGGGUGGAUGAGUGAAUGGGUUGGAGGAAAUCCCUCCCUAUUCAUGUCCAUUCUGAAGAUAAGAAAACUCCCUGCUUCUACCUGAAGGAAAAACCUUCCUCCUCCAAAAACCCUCAGGUGCUAUAGAAGGCUUUAGAAACUAAAGGCAAGGAAGUUUCUUCCAUCUGCCUUUCAUCCUGCAAAAAGCCCUCCACUCAAGGGAAGAAAGGGCCCUGGAGUUAAUUGAGUGGGAGACAGGGGGCAGGUGGGAGAUCGGGAGGGAGGAGAGAAAGGGAAAUUCAGGAGGAUGGAGUCCAGCGUGGAUUGCUCCAAGCUUGCCCACCACGCCCUGACUGCAGGUGUGAUUCCGGGGCCCCUAUGGCUCUGCUGGGUCCGGGUGCAGGCAGGCACAGAGGUGCUGGCGUCAGCUCAAUUCGCAGGCCCUGGACUCCUGUCUAAACAGGACAGGCCCGGGCAACCGCAGGGCAGGGGCGUCUGCCAAUGAUGGGGGAGGACUCUGCUGCUUCUUAAGCUCCAGCGACUCAAGCCAGGGCGAGACAGCCCGCCGGCCGCCGGAUCUCCACCUGCCACCCCAGAGCUGGGACAGCAGCCGGGCUCCGGCACUGGGAGGGAGACCCCGCCGUGGCCUCUUCUGCCACCCACGCCCCCACCCCUGGGAUGGCCGACCAGCUGACAGAGGAGCAGAUCACAGAAUUCAAGGAGGCCUUCUCCCUGUUUGACAAGGACGGGGACGGCUGCAUCACCACCCGCGAGCUGGGCACGGUCAUGCGGUCCCUGGGCCAGAACCCCACGGAGGCCGAGCUGCGGGACAUGAUGAGCGAGAUCGACCGGGACGGCAACGGCACCGUGGACUUCCCCGAGUUCCUGGGCAUGAUGGCCAGGAAGAUGAAGGACACAGACAACGAGGAGGAGAUCCGCGAGGCCUUCCGCGUGUUCGACAAGGACGGCAACGGCUUCGUCAGCGCCGCGGAGCUGCGCCACGUCAUGACCCGGCUGGGGGAGAAGCUGAGCGACGAGGAGGUGGACGAGAUGAUCCGGGCCGCGGACACGGAUGGAGACGGACAGGUGAACUACGAGGAGUUUGUCCGUGUGCUGGUGUCCAAGUGAGGCCGGCGCCCACCAUGCUCCUGGGCGCCCGCUCGGCCCGCAGGGCAAGAACCCGGGGCCUCUAGCCUCCUCCUCCAUCCCCGCUGCCUCCCCAGGGCACGGGGGCGUCUUCCUGGGCCUGGUUGAUUCCGCCCACCUCUCUGCAUCCCACUUCCCGCAUCUCUUCUCUGCUCUCCUGCCCACCUUCCCACCUGCUCAUCUGAAUGACAUGGAACUCUCCCGCUCCAAGCAAACCGUGGAACCCUCCCCACUCGGGGGAAGCAGAGCUGACCUUAGGACCAAGCACCAGGGCAGGUUGCGCUGACUCUGUGGCCAGUCAGGAUGGACACAGGGUGACCCCUUAGAGUCCCCAGGCAAGAUCCCUAACAGGCACCCAAUGCCCAGGCCAGGGCGGCUGCAGCCCUCAGCCCACGCCAGGAUUCCCGGAGGCUCCUGGACUGGAGGCUCCCUCCGCAGUCGGAUUCUGGAGGGUGGGAGGCCUCUUGGCCUGCGGUAAGGGGUGCUGAUGGGGACUAUGGCCACAGAGGUUAGGCCUCCUGAAAACAGCACUGCCUUCCACGCUGCCCCAGCUUGCCCCUUUCCUUGUCGGCCAACCCACCGUGAUUCAUCCUCUGAAGCUGGGAGUGAAACCGGGUCAGCUGUAACCUGUUCCUAUUCAUCUGGAAGGAGGGAGGCUUGGAUGAGCAGGGAAGGGGAGCUGCAGGGAAUUAAACGAGAUAUUCGUUCUUAUUUCA